Molecule: messenger RNA, 1767 nt
Organism: Cydia splendana
Lineage: Eukaryota; Metazoa; Arthropoda; Insecta; Lepidoptera; Tortricidae
Product: proton-coupled folate transporter-like
Exons: 5
Coding region: 260-1759 (499 amino acids)
Biological process (GO): transmembrane transport
Cellular component (GO): membrane
Molecular function (GO): transmembrane transporter activity
Source: RefSeq, a predicted model, not a curated record
UCUAUAAUACCAAUGUUAUUUGAACUAUGGCAUGUGGCAUUUGAUAAAAAUAGCAUCAACAUAACCCAUACAAUAAAAAAAACUUUAGAAUACAUUAAAAUCGGCGGCGUCAAGGAUGCUUUUGGAAGCCUCGGAUACUGUAAUUAUGAGCAAGAACAAGUUUGCUAGAUCAUCCUCGCCUCUUGACCGCUCAGUAGUGAUCCGUGUUUAUAAACAAACAGACCUUAGCCAACUAAAAUUGUGAUAAAGUUAUUAAAACAUGAAGAACAGUGAACUAGAAUUACGUCCAACGGACAUCACAAAUGGAAGUGAACCUAAGAGAAAUGAGAACAGUGAACCGAACAGAUCAUGCCUGGGUAAAAUACGCGCGGCAAUCGCCUUCCUCACCAUAGAACCUUUCUUGCUCUGCUACAUCUUGCCCAAUUCGAUAUCCAGCAUAGCUGUUCAAAGACUGAACUUGGAAAAGGCGUGCCGCGUUGAUCUUGGGCAUACGAAGGAGAAAUGCGACGAGUGGGAUGGAAAUAUAACCAUUGCCAUCCAAUCCAUGGUAGCUGAUAUGACGACAUGGCAAGUGCCUUUGACUAGUGCUAUCCCAGCGAUUGUCAUAUUGUUUGUUGGAGCGUGGAGUGACCGCACCGGGAUCAGAAAAGCACUAAUGUUAGUACCGAUAUUUGGAGAGUUGGUGUCAGCAUUUGGUUUAGUUUUAACGACUUAUUACUUCGAAGAGUGGCCGCUUUUUGUCACGGCGCUGAUAGAAUCGCUGCCGACCGCAUUUUCGGGUGGAUUUUCUAUCGCUCUAAUGGGUUCAUAUAGUUACCUUGCCGACGUCACGUCUGUGGAGUCACGUACCUUUAGAAUUGGAAUCGCGGCUGUUAUAGUGACCCUGGGAGCACCAGCGGCAAUCUCUAUUAGCGGAGUACUGUUGGACGUAAUUGGUUAUUACGGCAUCUUUGGACUAACAACGGCUUUGUAUGCAUUUGGGCUGCUGUACACAUAUUUUCGGAUUCAUGACGUAAAUCCUAAGAAAACUGAAGGCACUUGGUAUCAGAAGUUGAUAAUUUUCUUUCACCCGAAGAAUGCGUGGGACACGCUUUAUAUUGUCUUCAAAAAGGGUCCCAAUAGAUCGAAAAUUAUUCUUGUCCUUUUAGCACAUGUUGUUAUAAUUGGACCUGUCUUUGGUGAAGGAGCUAUGCUGUACCAGUACCUGUUAUUUAAAUAUAGCAUGGACGACGUCGAAAUAAGUCUGUUCUUCACUUUCUCCAUCCUUGUCGGCUUGUGCGGCACAGCGGUAGCGGUGACGCUCUUCAGCAAAUUCAUGAAAAUGCACGACGCUAUACUGGGCGUCAUAGCGACGACAUGCAAGGUCUCGUCCAGCGUCGUGUACGCACUCGCCCCGACCAGACCUUGGUUCUACUCUGGGCCCUUUUUUGACUUCUUUGGCGGGACCGGGGUGACUGCGAUCAGGUCGCUGGGGACGAAGGUCGUCGCGCCAGAAGAAGUUGCUAAGAUGUGUUCUCUGAUCGGAUUGGUGGAGGCAAUAACGCCGGUGAUCUACACGCCCAUGUACAGCCAAAUGUACAAAGCUACUAUAGAGACCCUGCCAGGUGCAUUCUACCUGCUAGGAGGCGCUAUGACUGUCCCAGCGUUCUUUAUAUUCAUAACUCUUUACGUGUUAUACAAGAAAGAAGAAAGGGACAAAGUAAAGAACCCCGAACGCAAGGAGAGAUAUGCCCACGAAAACGCAGUUACGGAGUUCUGAUUCUGAUG